AUGACGACGCCUGCAAUUCGCAUUCCCUUUACGGGUCCACUUCCGCCAGCCAUAAUAGUUCCACCGUCUGCCAGGACUGUGGACGGGGCUAUUAAAGCCGUCGCUGACUUGCGAGGCAUUGACGUUGGAGGAAAUGCCCAAACGGUCUUACUGACGGGUGCUGGGAUUUCGGUCGCAUCAGGCCUGUCAGACUAUCGGGGGGAUCAAGGCACCUAUCGACGAAAUCAAUCCUACCGACCGAUCUAUUUCCAUGAAUUCCUGUCCCAUCAUGAGUCCCGCAAACGGUAUUGGGCGCGAAGCUUCGUGGGGUGGCCAGGUCUGGUGAAGGCACGGCCAAAUUCAACCCAUCAGGCCAUUCAUGACCUCGCUGUCAAAGGAUAUAUCAGCUCGGUUGUGACACAAAACGUCGAUUCCUUCCACUCGCUUGCCCAUCCAGAGCUAUCGACGCUCGAACUACAUGGAUACCUACGAUCGGUCGUCUGUACCAGUUGUCGUAAUCAAUUCCCUCGAGCAGAUUUUCAGUCGUCCUUGGAAAGGCUAAACCCCGCUUGGGCCGAAUUCCUGGCCCGCAUGGUUGAGCAGGGUGCGCUUGAUACAACCAAUGCGGACGAACAACGGCGCAAGGGUUUGAAACUGAACCCAGACGGCGAUGUAGAUCUUGCGGAAGCGCCUUAUUCUACAUUCCGAUAUCCGUCCUGUCCGACCUGCUUAGAGGACCCUCCGAUCCUGAAAGAUGGGACGAGGGCCCAUGUCCAAGUUGAGCACGACGGUGCAUGGAUGCUGCCAUCCAAUGCUGGGAUCUUAAAGCCUGCUGUGACUAUGUUCGGAGAGAAUAUCAACCCAGCAGUCAAAGCAGCUGCUGAGGAAGCUAUCGAUGAUGCCGGGCGCAUACUGGUUCUUGGGAGCAGCUUGGCGACCUACUCGGCGUGGCGCUUAGUAGAACGGGCCUACAAACGAGGCAUGCCCAUUGGAAUUAUCAAUGUCGGUGGGGUCCGAAAUGAGGCCAUGCUGUUUGAAAGCCUGGAUGCCACUUCAAGUGCUCAUGUGCGGUGCAGUUUUCCUACACAGUCGGUUCUACCAGCCGUGGUGUCUGAACUGCCCCGAAUUACAAUGUAG
Messenger RNA from Penicillium longicatenatum, 1116 nucleotides. Its product is annotated as putative SIR2 family histone deacetylase. Bases 1 to 1116 code for a protein of 371 amino acids. The record is from RefSeq and is a predicted model, not a curated record. The transcript has 2 exons. Lineage: Eukaryota; Fungi; Ascomycota; Eurotiomycetes; Eurotiales; Aspergillaceae. Gene Ontology annotation, molecular function: NAD+ binding.